CGGGGCGGGUGGCUUCGUCGAAAAAGCGUGUACUUCGCCAGUGGAAAAGAUAUCCGGGCACAGCUACACGAACCGAAGGCACGCGCGGAAAUGGGAGGAAAUAAGAUGCCUGGCGUACUACAAUCGGGGCGCCUGUCAUUGAGCGAGGAGCUCGCUGCAUCGCCUGUCUCGCUGCUCUGCAUGAAACGAGACACGAACCUUACACCUAACACCUUCCGAAAACAGCGAGACUUGCAAGCGACACGGGACACUCGGAGUACUGGAACCGCUGACGUGGGUGAUUGAUAGGGGCUCAUAGGUAUCGUUUUUACACUUUGGACGAACCAAAGGGAGACGGUUGCGUUUUUUGUUAUUCAGAGCGGCGGCGUGCUAUGUUUCUUCCCGUGUGGCGACUCCCCUUCAGCACGACGACAGCACCCAUCCCCCGCGCAUGUCGACUACGUUCGUUCCCACAGCAAGAAUCGGUCAAUAGUCAUGCUCACCGGAGGAACUCGACGGACAAGAGUAUAUGUGAGUGUGCGUGCGUACGGCGCUGACGUUGGUCGUGGCUUGCCGUCCACGGGUUAAACUGGUUUGCUAGGAGGGAUCAUUUCCCCUAUGAAUUCUUUUUUUUCGCGAAACCAACUGCUGAAGUCUCUAACCACGGUCGUCUAAGCGAGAUCCGUUACUUUUCCUCGUCUUGCGUCAGCAAGCCUGCCUUUCGGUAUUUUUCGUUCCUUCUGACUAAUGGGUCCCCUGUCGAUCAGACAUUGUCCAGCUCUGUGCGUGUAGAUGAAAGUUCUCUGGACUGCGUCGUUCUUCAGUUCAGGCUACCCUUCCGCUUGACUGUAUGGUUCUAGCCCAUCUUCGUUCGCAUGUUCUUCACAGUUUCCCCUUUCCUGGAUUCCUUCCACAUCAGGAGCCCGCAGUAUCAGCUGAAACGGUGGCCUUCUGUGGGAUGCUCCUCGUCGAGCGGAGUGAACAGACUGAAGCAUUCGCUUCUUCGGUGAAAUAACCGUAGUAACCAUUUGUGCCUGUGUUCCGUCGAGCGGUUGAGUUCAUUUCCAAUUGAAAAAAUGGAACCGCAGCGUCUGUCUCCCUUUUCCCGUCUAAGGGACCGCCUCGGUGCACUCGUAGGCGGAGGAAAAGGCACCGUCUGUCUCGAGGUGUCGCCUUCCGAGAAGACCAGACGCAAGUCGGAAAGAAUGGAGGACGGGGAACUUGGUGGACUGCAUUCCGAAGGAAAAGACGGAGAGAGGACAGAGGACGAAAUGGAAGAUGUAGGCGAAGAGCGAAACGACUUCGACGGUGGGGGUACAAGUGGCGGGGAACCUCAUCUUUGGGGUGGCCUACGAUGUGGCAGAAGCGAGCGCGAGCUGUUUGCCUCGAACCGGACGACCAUGACAGAGCGGGACAUCCAUCGUGAGUUCGAUUUAACAAAGGGCGGUGGAGGAGUUGUCACACGGGUGAAAGCUGAAGCCAAGUCUCGCUGGCGGGAUUUUUCGUGGACGCAAUUGCUUCUUUCCUCAUUUCCCAUCAUUGGCGUUCUUAAGAGUUACAGUCGACACAAUCUAAAUGCGGACUUCUUUUCGGGGAUAUCGGCUGGUGUGAUGGCGGUGCCCAUGGGGAUGUCGUACGCGAUGCUUGCGAAUCUUCCGCCACAGUUUGGGCUUUACGUCGGUCUCUUCUACCCGUUUUUCUACAUGUUGAUGGGGACGGGGAAGCACGUCGUAGUGGGCGUUUCAGCAAUCGAAGACCUGCUCGCGGGCGAAGCGGUGUCGAGGAUCAUCGGUGAAAAGGAAUUUGUCUCUCAACUCGAGUCCCAAAAACGGCUGCUUCUCGACAAGGGCCUGGCGCGCUCUGCACUCGAAGACACACUUUUGCAGCGAAUCGAAAGCCACGAAGCUCUGCUGACGCAAGCAAGAAUCGACAUUUCCAUAGGCCUCUGUGUGUGCGUCGGCAUCGUCUACGCCAUCAUGAGAGUCCUUCAAGCGGGUCUCCUCGCCGACCUUCUCUCCGUCCCUGUUCUCUCGGGAUUCUCCACGGCGAGUGCCUUUCUCAUUGGCACUUCGCAGCUCAAACACAUGACUGGAUUGGCCGUCCCUGCCGACGUCGAAAACGCAGAUUUCAAAAUCAUGAGACAAUGGUGGUAUUGUUUCAGCAACAUAUCGGAAUGGAACGGCAUGGCCGUUGGGAUCUGCUGUCUCUCCAUCGUGCUUCUCGCAGGUUGCAAAUUCCUCAGUCGCCGCUACUUUAAGAGUUUCCCUCUUCCUGGGCCUCUGAUCGUCGUCGCCGUCUUUACAACCGUCACAUACCUUUGUCGCCUAAAUGAGAAAUUCGGUGUGAAAGUCAUCGGCCACAUUCCAGAUGGCUUUCCGUCCGCGCGUCUGCCUUCUUUCUACGUCCCUGUUCUCCCCGCGAGUGACCUCGACGGAAGCGCCGUUACCUACCGACUGGCUUUCCUCGACGUGCUGCGCGAGGCAUUCCCGCUGACGGUGAUGUUCUUCAUCAUUCACAUUUCGAUCGCGAAGACAAUCACUCAACAAAAGAAGACGUACCAGAUCGACCCAGACCAGGAGCUCUGUGCUCUUGCUUUCUGCAACUUCCUGGGUUCCUUGUUCCAGUGCUUUCCUUGUGCCACGUCGCUGUCUCGGACCUCCGUGGUGUCGGCCACCGGCGCCCAGACGCAACUACACAACAUCAGCAACAUGUUAGUGAUGAUUCUCACGCUCUCCCUGAUCACGCCGCUCCUGUACUUCCUCCCAAAUGCCGUCCUCGCCGCCGUCGUCCUCUUCGGCGUCUACGGGAUGAUGGACUUCUCAGAGUUCUUCCGCCUAUGCAAGAUCGGUGGUCUCGACGUUCUUCUUUGGCUGGUUUGUUUUUUCAUCACGGUCGUGUUCGGGGCGAUGGAGGGGAUUCUCGCCUCGAUUGUUCUUUCUCUUCUCUGGCUGUUGCGCAAAACAGCGCGGCCGCAGUGCAUCGUCCUGGGGCGCCUUCCACAAACUUACAUCUACCGAAACAUCGAGCGUUUUCGCAUGGCAAAAGAGGAACCAGGGAUCAAAAUCGUGCGUUUCGACGCGUCUCUGAACUUCAGCAACAGCGACUACUUCGACAGUCGGGUUCGCCAGAAACUGGAGCCCUCUACGCGGUACCUGAUCAUCGACGGAUCUUCGAUCAACGAUCUAGAUGUGACCUCUAUUCGCAUGCUGCAGCGACUCUGUUCGCACUUGAAACAAAAUGGAAUCACCAUGGUGUUCGCGAACUGGAAAGGCCCCAUGCGCGAUUUCUUGCAGAGGGCUCAGUUUUACGAAACACUACCUCCAGAGAACUGCUUCCUUUCUCUCCACGACGCCGUCUUCUGGGCCAAACAGAAACUCGCAGCUCAACAGAAAAUUUAUGAGGUGCACGCCUUAGAUCGCGCAGGAAUCCCGGGUCUUGAGCGCGAAGGCGAGUGUGCCUCGUCGACAGCGGGGAAUGCGACGGCGCCUCUAGAACCCUUUUACUGGCACAGCAAACAAGCCACCAAUGCUCACCUUUUCCCAGAGGGCGUUGCCGGGGAGGUCGAAGCUGGAACCGGACUGAGCUGUGUGCCCACUUCGGAGUGCGUCGUCCCUUCUGUCGAAUACUCGGCGAAGUCUUCGAGUCCGUCGUCUGUUAUGGUGGUGAAUGAAGCCGACGAAGAAAACAGCAAGAGGCCCAGCAAUGCCAGACACACGUGGGAAGGGGAACAGCUCUCAGUGAGGAAGAAGGUGCACGUGCGAAGUGACGCGCCUUCUCUCAUCGUUCCUCGUUCACGUACUCAAGAAGGGACACUGGGCCCGUUUUUGGAGCCCAACACGGUCGCCGGCGAGGGCGAGGGAGCGCCAGUGACGGCCACGACGCGCCGCGAUGUCCCAGGAAGUUCCAGACACGAUGCAUGCAACGCAGCCGAUUUUUAUAGGGACGCCACAGAGGUCCCGACCUCCUCUCUCUCUUCGCCUACCAGCACGGCGGUUAGGGAGGCGUUGAGCCCCCGGGGCCGUACACGCAGGCGCUCCUUAAGCGAGUUGGGUCCAGUGCGAAUGCGGCGUCUGAGUUCUCUGGCGAGUACGGCGAAAGCCACAGACGUUGAAGGGGACGCUGCGUCGAAUGCAAACUCUACAAAUUUCCUCUCGGUGCGGGCGAAUGUGCGCGGCUCCAACGCAAACUCCCGCCGUGCUGGUCCACGUGUCUUGGACGCCCAGGAAGUCGAAUGGGGCUGGGAUGGCUUGAGUGCAUGCAACCCAGGAAUGAUUCGCAUGGUGACGGAAGUCACUGGAACUGGCAAGAGUGUCAGCUGGGCGGUUCUCAAGACCGGACAAGAUUCUCUGCAUGCCACGGUGUCUGGACACUUGGCGGUGUCGCCUGUGCCUCCCAGUGACGUCGCUGAGCAGGCCGCGCAUGCAGACAGAGACGCGUAGCAGUCCCGGAAGGGGUGCUCACGUCAGGGGGGUGGUUUCCCUAAAAGGGUUCCAUUCUGUGUUCUCUGCUGAGUUUAAGUAGGGGCUCUGAUCGGAACCAUAGCGCGUCGCGAGACAUGCCGGAAGCAGAUGCAGUCGAACGUGACAGGCAGAGAAGGAGAAACGAGGAACAGUUUAUGGACGUUAUCCAAAAUUCGGAGUUGUCCAGAGGCUUCUGCCCGCUCUGUUGAGCGUAGCGGGCAAAUGAUAGGGGGAAUGGAAACUUGUUUGUUGUGCAAACGCAAUGAAACAGACACAAGAGUCCCCAGGGGAUUGGGCGAUGAAUUCUGCAACGUGAAGCAGGACGUCACCGAGCUUUUUUUCGACUCCGUUUCGAAUGGUGUUCGUUCACAGAUGAGAGAAACAAUCGCUUGUGGAAGACAUGGGGAUGUUAGCCGAGUGUCUGGUGGAUGUGGGAAGGAAACGAAGAACUGGGCAUUCCAAAGGAGGGACAGAGGCGUAAUAGACACGAAAAAACAGUAGACGCAGUUUAUUAUAGAGGCCGGUAGUUGCUAUGAAAAUGAUAGGGUACACGUGCCGAUCUGGUAACAUGUAUCAUGACGAUGCUAGAUUGUUGAUUUGGUUCAUUCAGCACCGCGUUGCCUCAUCCGGCGUUUCACUCGGUCGUUCCGUGUCUAUUGUGAGGACUAAUUUAGUUCAAGCACAUGGCGCUCUGUAGCAUGAGUCAGAGUACCCUUCACGGGAUCCGUCAAAGCCUACAGUGAUCCAUAAUUACAGCAUAAAUUAUCUCUCGUUCUCACAACGCGUGGUUCUGUUGCGUCUGGUGAGCAUGCGAGCGCAAGCUCUGCAGAUAUCAGGCUAAUACUGUAAACUGCCUCACUGAAAGUGGAAAAUCGUACGAGGUGUUCGCGCAUUAGAGUGUUCCAUCUCACCGGGUGUGUUUGUAGGUGCUGCUAGCGAUUAGCGCGCCUUUGUCGUUCGCGCUGGGAGAACCAGUUAAAUACUGAAUCACCCAAUGACUUUUUAAUAGAUUUUGCUAGUUUUGUGCCUCAUGGUGCAGACCUGUGUAGAGUCCAGACAUUUCCCAGGGGCUGCAAGACCUCAGCUUGCUGUUCCCGACCGUUCCAUUGCACAGUCGUUCUGUAGUAUCGCUGGUGUCAUACCGUCGUCUCUGUUCUACAAAUAUACAAAUGUAUGUACAGGAAUAUCCCGAGGACAUUCGGUGUUUCAAGGUUUGACUGCGAACGCAGGCCUUUUUGAUUGCGUAUUCGAAUGCAAAGUCCCGGAAUACCUGGACAGUUGUGUUAUUUGUUAUGAGGUUCUCUCUACGUCGGCGAUCUUUGAAGUGUUUGGAUGGAUGGCUGCAGCAUUUUAUAAGCUGGCGUGUUUCACUUACGCAGCAUGCAGGCGGGCGGGCCUAUGGUGAUGAUGAGUAAAGGCCCGACGCUGGUUCCUUUUUGUCCAGGAACAGGCGCCCUUGAGCCACGGCACCGCAUCCUUUCAUUUCAGCUCCAGAUACAAACUCGGUGACGAGUCUGUUCCUCUCUUUUGUCAGAGUUGAGAUCAAGAGGCUGUUCGUUGUCACUGGACUGCGAGUGAGACGAAAGAGUGUUGUGUCUUAUUUGAUUGUAGCCGACGUAUUUUGUUCCAGCCUUCUCAGUGGCACAUGAACCUGCAUUUGUAGAGCUUUCAGAAACUUCGUUUGUUUUCAAAUGAGAAACAGCAUGUUCUCGUUGUGUCCAGUUUACCCUCUCGCGCGUUUACAAUGAAUGCGCUCACGUACGUUUGCUACCACGCACCUUACAGAUUGACAUGCAUCGGAGGAACAGCAAACGAGUGUUGUUCGCGGAUAUCAAGUAAUGUUUCAAAAGCUGUUGAGUGCGCGUAUCUUCAAAGGUUUUUGCUUUGGAACUUCCGGAACAAAACCUGUCCGUGGAGUGUACGUUGUGUACGCUCAUUCACCGCUCUGAAGAGUUUUGAGUUUUCGAGUCUGUCCGUUUGUUGGUCCAAGCGGAUGAAAAAACGAGGCUGAGCAUUCUGACGAGUACACAGGCACUUCCCGUUCGACGAGGUAGCAAGUUCGUAAAAUUGGCAUUCUAAUCGUGUAACAUGUGUGAGCACUAUUCGCUCCUUGACCUCCAAACGUUAUAGCGUUUUUGCUUGUUAUCGUGUGCGAUUAGAACGGCAGACGAAAUUACUCUUCAUUGAAGUGAAUCAGCAGUCCCCCAUGUAAGGUUCAAGGUACACCGCAAAGAAAAGAUCCAUGAUCCGUUAGAUGGAGGCGGGUGAAAAACUGUUCUGCUGGAUCGUUCGUCAGUGCUACUGGUGAGGAGAAUCGAACAGCAGCUUGCAGAAAGAACAAAGGACACUGUUUCCUCCUGUGUCCU
Messenger RNA from Toxoplasma gondii ME49, 6805 nucleotides. Its product is annotated as STAS domain-containing protein. The transcript is spliced from 13 exons. Gene Ontology annotation, molecular function: chloride transmembrane transporter activity; bicarbonate transmembrane transporter activity; oxalate transmembrane transporter activity. The record is from RefSeq and is a predicted model, not a curated record. Lineage: Eukaryota; Apicomplexa; Conoidasida; Eucoccidiorida; Sarcocystidae. Bases 1056 to 4418 code for a protein of 1120 amino acids. Gene Ontology annotation, biological process: transmembrane transport. Gene Ontology annotation, cellular component: membrane.